AUGUACUACUUCCUCCGCAACUUUGCUGUCCUGGAGAUCUGGUUCACCUCGGUCAUCUUCCCCAAGAUGCUGACCAACAUCCUGACUGGAUACAAGACCAUCUCUCUCCCAGGCUGCUUUCUCCAGUUUUUCCUCUAUUUCUUCCUGGGCACCACAGAGUUCUUCCUACUGGCAGUGAUGUCCUUUGACAGGUAUGUGGCCAUAUGUAACCCCUUGCGUUAUGCAACCAUCAUGAGCAGAAGGGUCUGUAUACAGCUGGUUCUUUGUUCAUGGAUGGCAGGAUUCCUUCUCAUUGUCUUUCCAAGUUCCAUCACUUUUCAGCAGCCAUUUUGUGGCCCCAAUGUCAUUAACCAUUUCUUUUGUGACAACUUUCCACUCCUGGAACUCAUAUGUGCAGACACGAGUCUGAUAGAGCUUUUGGGUUUUAUUGCGGCCAACCUCAGUUUGCUGGGCACUCUGUCCGUGACGGCCACCUGCUACGGCCACAUCCUCCACACCAUCCUGCGCAUCCCCUCGGCCAAGGAGAGGCAGAAAGCCUUCUCAACCUGCUCCUCCCACAUCAUUGUUGUGUCUCUCUUCUAUGGCAGCUGCAUCUUCAUGUACAUCCGGUCAGGCAAGGGAAAUGAGGGGGAGGACAGGAACAAGGUGGUGGCCUUGCUCAAUACCGUGGUGACCCCGAUGCUCAAUCCCUUCAUCUACACCUUGCGGAACAAGCAGGUGAAGCACGUGUUUAAGGAGCAGGUAAACAAGCUCUUCUUAUAA
This is a messenger RNA of Panthera uncia (snow leopard), 762 nucleotides long. RefSeq names its product olfactory receptor 49. Gene Ontology annotation, biological process: G protein-coupled receptor signaling pathway. NCBI's taxonomy places the organism in Eukaryota, Metazoa, Chordata, Mammalia, Carnivora, Felidae. Gene Ontology annotation, molecular function: G protein-coupled receptor activity; olfactory receptor activity. The transcript has a single exon. Gene Ontology annotation, cellular component: membrane. The record is from RefSeq and is a predicted model, not a curated record. The annotation marks the transcript as partial.